Molecule: messenger RNA, 2233 nt
Organism: Dacryopinax primogenitus
Lineage: Eukaryota; Fungi; Basidiomycota; Dacrymycetes; Dacrymycetales; Dacrymycetaceae
Exons: 2
Coding region: 518-2233 (571 amino acids)
Source: RefSeq, a predicted model, not a curated record
GGUUGUUCUUCAUAUACGGAAUCCAGCCGGCGUGACGUGGACUUCGUCUCAUCUCUUUGGUUUACUUCCUUUAACCUCUUCUCAAUGUUGCUCAUGGUCUUUCUUUAGGAUUUGAACUGGCUCCACAACCAGGACUCUUCCAUGUCUUGUGUUGCGAAGAGAUGAACACGAGAUAGUCCUUGUUUUAGCAAGCCGCGCCCGCGAGUCGUUCAAGAAGGCAUAAACGUUCCAGACCUCCAUUGGGUUCACGAACUUGUCUUCAAGAACUACAGCAUUGUCUUCUCCUCAAAAGAACGUCAGUCUGAUUCGGACUUAGUCUCUUGAUUUCACCGGAACUUCUGUCACGGCCUUCCUCUUGCUCCGGGUUGAUCAGAUGCCGGCCGUCGACUCUCAAAGGUUUAAGAGGACGCCGUCUGCGGGGAUGCUACCGAAAAGUACGCCAACUACAGACAUCCCCACAUCUCGCUACGACACCUGCCGUCUUUCCGACGUUUGAAACAUCCGCAGUUCAGCAGCAAUGGCUCUCAAACGCAGCGAGUACUCCAACCAAAGACUCGACAAGGACGGCAUUUACCACGUUGACGUGCGCCAGCCGGGCGACUCCACAAUUUCAUUCCAUGUGCCUCUGGACGAUAUCCUCGGCAUCUCCGAACGUCGGGCCGUCAGCGGCCAAAAGGGUUUCUUCUCCAGCAAGCUCACCGAUGACGUUCAUCUCGAUGCCAAGGAUCUCUGGAAACUACGCUACAAGGCGUGCUCUGUUGAGGGCAAGAAUGAUUGGAUGAUCAGCGCUUAUGAUCUCUUCAAAAUCGUCAAUUUCGAGAAUGGAAAAGUGCUCUCAAUUGGUGGCUAUCAGUCCAGCACUGUCACCAACACGGAGUCGACGACAAAUUCAGAGAUGGCGUCCGAUAGCUACUCGGCGGAGCGCCACAAAAUCGAGGAGCGAUUGCAUCGAACGGAAGGCAGGAUUGCGGACCUGAGUCGCACCGUUUCCUCUGACCUGCUCAACAUCGCCAAAGUCUAUGGUGACUACGACUCAUUCGUUGUUGAGAUCAAGAAGCGCGAUACUCAAAUGGCCCUGAUUCUUCAGGAUCAAGCGGAUAUAUAUCGCGGACUAAGUCUGGCUUAUCAGCGCUUAUCCCGUGCAGAUAUCGAACACACCACUGUAACCACGGAGCAGACGCGCACAGCAUCCCAGUCUGCAUCGAUCACUGAGUCGAAGACGACCAUCGAGAAAGAACGCACGACGCUCCAGAUCGAGACCGAUCGGCUCCGCAAGGAGCUCCUCGUCGUUCGGUCGCAGAACGAUGAGCGCGAGGCCGCAAGCGGCACCAUUCGUGCUGAGCUCGAGGAAGCCCGUACCACCAUCAUUGCUAAUAGCGUCAUCAUCAAACAGUUUGAGUCCUGGAAGGCUCUCUACAUGGGACAGGUUCAGACCAUGAAGAAGGAGCUUUUCGAAACUACCGAGGUCAUGACCCGCCUCGAGGAGACUUACCAGGAGACGCUUCGGGCUCUCAGGAAGGCGAAAAUCGAGAAGGAGGAGCUUCAGUCGACCCUCAUUCUCACCAAAUCCUCUCAGACGGAGGUCGACGCCCGAAUUAACAUCCUCGAGCAGGCCCUGCAGGACGCGCGGGCAGAACUUUGGAGAGUCUCUCAGGCGUACACAGAGAAGAUGGAUGGAUUUGAUGGGAUGUCUACUACCAAGGCAGAGCUCGAGCGCAGGAUCUCGGAGUUGACUCUGUCUUUCGCUCACGAGAGGAAUGUCACGCGCAGCCUUUCCGAACGUCUCCUUCAGAUCCAGGGCAGUAUGUCAGCAAGCCUCGAUUGGAUCUACGACAUGCGUCACGACCUCACCGAUGAGUCCAGCUAUAUCCACAGCGGUCAUUUCCACAGCGGAGGUGGUCUUGGAUCUGUACUGGAGAGGCAGUUCCGCCCACGUCUCCCAAGUUAUGGCAGUGCCGUCAAGACUGGACUGAAGAUUUCCGAAUCGAAGACGUACAACGCCAACGGGAUCGAGAGAGAAAAUAGUAGUAACGGCACCACCACGGCAAUAUUGAGUACGACCGCCGAUGGUACUGGAAGCGUGGGUGGUAACAGCAAUGGUGACACUGGUCCCACAACUACAACACAAUCCUUCAGCGGAAGGCCUCCUUCGAGAGAGGAUAUCAAGUUAGUUUCCCCAAUCUUCGAGUCAGACCUUGGGACGGCCGUUCCUACCGCGACUGGUGCCGUCUGA